Camellia sinensis is the source of this 1563-nucleotide messenger RNA. The record is from RefSeq and is a predicted model, not a curated record. Lineage: Eukaryota; Viridiplantae; Streptophyta; Magnoliopsida; Ericales; Theaceae.
AUGAUUAACGGGUUUCUUCCAAGUUACACCAGUUGGAUUUUUCAUGGGGAGAAUUUGUCAUCGCCUGUGCCACACAAUGUGAAUGUCGGGCAAACUGAUUCGAAUGAUGGUGAUGAAACUUAUGAAAUGCUAUACGAAGGAUUUGGACUUCCUCCACCAAGCUUUAUUCACGAGGCAGCAAGUUCUGGUAUUAAACAAGGUCCAACUGAGAAAAUCGAAAAAUUCUUCAAUUUACUGAAAGAGGCCGAAAGAGAGUUGUAUCCUGAGUGUCAGAAGUUUUCAACGCUCUCAUUUAUUGUUCAAUUAUUGCACAUCAAGUGCCUUAGUGGAUGGAGUGACAAGUCUUUCACAAUGUUGCUUGAGCUUUUGAAGGAUUUGUUCCCAAAGGGUGAAACUUUGCCAAAGUCAUUUUAUGCAACUAGGAAACUUCUUAGGGACUUGGGCCUCGAUUAUCAUAAGGUAUAUGCAUGCCCAAGGGAUUGUUCACUAUAUUGGAAGGAAACAGCUGAGGGCCGAAUUGAUGACGGCAAAAUGAGACAUCCCGCUGACUCUCCAGUUUGGAAAAAUUUUGAUAAUUUGUAUCCCAAGUUUACGAGUGAGCCGUGCAAUGUUAGACUGGGUUUAGCAGCGGAUGGAUUCAAUCCAUUCAAGGCAAUGAAUGUCUCUCAUAGCAGUUGGCCAGUUAUUAUAAUGCCAUACAAUUUGCCACCAUGGUUGUGCAUGAAGCAGCCUCAUAUGAUGAUGACAUUGCUCAUCGAUGGUCCUUCUUCACCUGGAUAUAGUAUUGACGUCUACUUACGCCUUGUAGUGGAUGAAUUGAAAGAACUGUGGGAAAAUGGUGUUGACACGUAUGAUGCGGAAACUAAUCAGAUGUUCCGAAUGCAUGCUGUGUUAUUGUGGACUAUAAAUGAUUUUCCUGCCUAUGAAAUUUUGUCUGGAUGGAGCACGAAAGGCGCUUUAGCUUGUCCUUGUUGUAACACACAUACUCGUUCUCGAUAUUUAAAGAACGGAAGGAAAUUAUGUUACAUGGGGCAUUGUCGCUGGUUAAAUGGGGGUCACAAAUUUCGGAAAGCUAGUGCGUCUUUUGAUGGCACUCAUGAAUUCGAACCAUGUCCAACUCGGUUAUCAGGGGCUAAUGUGCUACAACAACUAGGCCCUAAGUUCAAAUUGAAUUCUAAGCGUCAACAAUCUAGCAAACGGAAUAAAAAGGGGAAAGAAAAGGAGGAAAAUGAGGACUCGGGUCAUAAUUGGAAGAAGAAGAGUAUUUUCUUUGAGCUAUCAUAUUGGGAGCAUAAUUUGAUUCGCCACAAUCUUGAUGUGAUGCACAUUGAAAAUAACGUGUGUGAUAAUGUAUUGUGGAUGAUAUUAAAUGUUGAUGGGAAAGGGAAGGACAAUUUAAAUACUCGUCAAGAUUUGCAAGAUAUGGGAAUUCGGAAGGCACUACAUCCUCAGAAAAGGGUUGGGAACAAGUAUUAUUUGCCUCCUGCAUGUUUUGCCAUGAACAAUAGAGAGAAAAGUCUAUUCUGCACACUUCUAAAGAAUAUCAAAGUUCCAGAUGGUUAA